This is a messenger RNA of Spizellomyces punctatus DAOM BR117, 5658 nucleotides long. RefSeq lists its product as uncharacterized. Lineage: Eukaryota; Fungi; Chytridiomycota; Chytridiomycetes; Spizellomycetales; Spizellomycetaceae. Gene Ontology annotation, molecular function: ATP binding; mRNA guanylyltransferase activity. The record is from RefSeq and is a predicted model, not a curated record. Gene Ontology annotation, biological process: 7-methylguanosine mRNA capping. Bases 295 to 4605 code for a protein of 1436 amino acids. The transcript has 11 exons.
GGCUGCGGAUAUGGUAAACUGCAGCAACCUGUCUCCUCCCAAGCAUUUCUUCAAUCUGAACCUGCUCGCGAUCGCGCCCGCCUAUCCACUCCUUUCACUCCGCUUUGCGGGAUUCCGUUCACCACCGCAACCACAGCGUACCCCGCCAAACUUUCAUACUGCACAAUCAGGCGAACGCCGAAUGCCCGUAUGCCGCGUGUCCAGAGCCGCACCGUCGUUCUCUCUGCCUCUUUCAAUACCGACGCGGGUAGAAUACCUCACGCAGCGCUCGUAUUUUAACGCGCCUCAAUAAAUAUGUCGAAUUCGCGACCAAAGGAGGGAGAUGUGUUACCCGGAAAGAUUGGGAUCGGAGUUGAUCCUUCUUACUCUGCCGAAUUGCGAAAUCGAAUAAAGGACUUACUGAAUUGGAAACAUGACGGGUUCCCAGGCUCUCAACCCGUCGCCCUGCAACACAAUAACCUGCAGGCCCUCGAACGAGAGGAUUACUUUGUUUGCGAAAAGAGCGAUGGCGUACGAUAUCUUAUGUUAUUGAUGGUGACACAGAAAGGGCCGGCGACGUUUAUGAUUGACCGCAAAAACGAGUUCCAUUACGUCGAUAUGAAGUUUCCGCUACCGAAACAAGUAGGCGAAGUAACGAAGUAUCAUAAUGAGACCCUGCUGGACGGGGAACUUGUAGUGGAUGUAGAAGGUUCACAUAGGACAUUAACUUACCUUGUUUUUGAUCUCUUGACUUCCCACGGUGAACGACACCUACACGAAACCUAUAACCGUCGCUUGGGUUUCUUCCAACGAGAUGUGCUUGCACCGUAUGAGCACUACCUCAAAUACCAUCCUGAAGCACGUAAUGUGCAGCCAUUCCGCAUCCGAAUAAAAACGCAGCAACGUUCGUAUGGCAUGCAUGUGGUUUUCGAUGAGAUCGCUCGACAGAAGCAUGGUAAUGAUGGGUUGAUAUUUACGCCCGUGAAUCUGCCAUACACACCGGGAACAUGCCACAAACUACUGAAGUGGAAGCCACCCGAGCAAAAUACAAUUGACUUCAAGAUCAAAAUGGAUUUGGACAAGGACCGCAAACCACACUAUGCAAUCCUGAUUGCCGAGUUUGGGGCUCACAAGUUUCACGACCAGCUAACGCUGGAACCAGAGCUGCAAGAAAAAUGGCGAGUCUCCCCUCCUGAUGGACGAAUUGCAGAAUUCCGUUGGGAUAAGACUUGGAUGACACAUCUAUGGGAAGAUGGAUAUGUUUCGAGCAAGCGGGAAGGAGGAUGGCGAUUUGUCCGAUUUCGAGAUGAUAAGGACACCGCAAAUGAUCUGGCUAUCUUGGAAAAGACGAUGAAGCUGAUUCAAAAUGGGGUAACGAAAGAAAUGCUUCUUGGCAGAAUCGAAACAAUACGUGCGCAUUGGAAGGCUAGAGAACAAGGGGUGUCGCUGCCACCACGACCACCACCGGAGCGCAAGUUUUCAACUGGACCAGUACCCCCAACACCAGCCCUGGAAAAUGCUCCAUCACUCGAGGAUCCUUGGAGAGAUGGAGUGAUGGGAAUUAGUGAUCAUGUUAAACGCCGCCUUUCGAGUGGGAGUACUACAUCCGAUGUGGAGCUCCCUGUUCGACGCGUGUCGACAGAUUUUGAUAGACGACUGUCCGUCGAAUCUCCACUGAAACAAAAAUCUGGGGACACAUCACCUUUUAUGAUCGACCGAAGAGAGUCUGCCGAUUCAGAUGCGAUAAGGCGCUCUUCAGCAUCAUCUGGUGGGAGCGAGUACCGCCGCUCGUCUGAGGUAUUCAUAACAUCACCUACUGUUGACACGGGAAAGCCUUGCGAUCUCUUGACGAAGCCGCAAGCAGGGUUUAAAUCGGAGCGGGAGGGGCGGGAUGUAAGUGGGGAGACCGGUGAGGCCGAAGCGGAAACACUUCCGCCACGAAAACGGUCAAUUAGCGAAUGGGUUGCACAGAUGCCGAAGGGAAUACGUCUUAAGAAAAUUGUUCACGCGAGAAGUACUGAGAGUAAUGCAGAAUCAGCGUCCACCCUUGGGGAAGAUGGCUCAGUGACAGACACAUCGCCCCCGGAAGAGUCGGAUAUCAAAAGCCCAUCAGUGCUCAAAAAGGUCCCCGAAGCAUCAGAAUCCCACACAGAGGCAGAGGUGGAUGCCUCAUCUACACUACGUGAUAUGAAUCCACAGAAGUUGAUACCACCAGAGACUUUGCAAGUGGAGGAUAAUGCAGAGACGACGCGCGUUUGUCAAGAGGUAAAGCAAGAAAAGCUAAAGGAACCACCAACGCCCAAUGGCGCUCCCGUAAUGGGGACUCCAUCGCCCGAAAUGAAUGUAACCAAAAGCCUGCAUGACCUCAUGGAUACGGACACACCGUCGAAUAAGCUAGCAGGGAUAAUACCGACGGCCCCAAGUGUAGGAGAUGCAGCUGACCCAUUACCCAAGACAUGCAAAUCGGAAGAAGAUCAGCAUGCGAUGGACAUAGAUGUCAAGUCUCCAACUGGAACGAAGAGCAGCGUGGAUACAGAGACUAGCAACUUGCAUUUACUCAAUUCAUCAAGUGCUGCGUCGCCGAUGGAGCUUGAUGAGUCCGCUGCGCCAUCUCGAAAGGUCGACGCCCUAGAUCCUAUGGAAACAGAGAAACAGGCGCUCCCUGUUAACUUUAAGCAGGAAGCCGCGGUUCAUUCUGUCCACCCUUUGAUAUUCAAAGAGCCCCAAGCCCUGCAAAGCCCUGCUCCAAUGCAAGUGGCUAAUCUUAUUGGUAUCGUCGACAAGGGGCACGGGCAAGCACCCGAACCACCCGAAAACACCUCCGCUAGUGGGAGAAGAACAUCAAAUGGCAAAGUAGCCUCUCAGAAGGGUCGAAAAGGGAAGGCGAGCAGUCCAAUGUUGUCGACAGCAACUGUUGACGUGACGGAUAUUGCGACUAAGCCAUCGCCACUUCGUGGGAAGAAGGCGAGCGAAAAGCCGCGCAAGAUGUCUGAAGCGAGGAGAAGAUCUAGUAUGAAACCUUACGAGGCAUCGCUGCUUGCCGUUCCAGCGUACACAACCGCCCCCGCUGGGUCAUUACCAGCCCGUCCGCCAGGGUCAACUACUUCGGAUGUGGUGACGGUGGUGUUGCCUCAGCCUCCCCCUGUACUUAUGCAAGGUCAGAAAAAGAGAGUGGAUGAUGACGAUGUAUACGAUGAACAAGAGUCACCAGCAGCGUCUCCGCAAGUCCCUGUCAUAAACACGAUACCCGAAAUUGCAGCUGGGAAGACAGAUGAGGUUAUCCAAACUCCACCACGCCGUAAGCAAUCACGACCCUCAUCAUCCGCCUCUCAUCGAAGAUCUUCUUCCACACCCAUGAAAUUGCUGUCGCACGCUGGGGAGUCCAUGCGUACAAAUUCCAAUACUUCAAUGGAUAUCGGCAAGCAACGCGGGUCUCCUUCGGAUGCAGCUACUCUCCACAUUCCGUCGAUGGGGCAAUCAGUGCCUUCCCACCCAUCCCCUGGAUCUGCUACUGGAGGGUAUCCUCUUGGACCCAAUGGAGCACCGUUACCGCACGUGUUUUCGUCAGAACGGCCUCCGGCGCCCCCUCACACGCGAUCGCUAUCAUCGAGCAACGUGUAUGAGAUGCAACAUCGAGUCGCAAGUCAACCACAUAUCCAAAUUCAUCAGCAACCCUCCCACGCGCCGAUGAUGCAGCCGAUCAUGUACGGGGACCCACGAAUGCAACCGGUAUCCAUGCAAGGUGGACACCGACUGUCGAUUGAUCAUAAUGCGAUGUCUGCUGCAUCACCAUAUCGGCGUCGUUCAUCUGUAUCACAGCCUCUAAUACAAGCUGCGCCGUACCCGUCAAUGGUCAUGGCUCCAACAAGCGCACCUGGAUAUCCACCGGGUACUGUGAUUCAGCUACCAGUGGCAGCUGGCGGACCUGUGAUGUUUUAUCCGAUGCUUGCUCCUCGUCACCCGCAGCCACCUGGACCGGUUACCUUCUACUCAGCAACUCAAUCGCCGGAAGGCGCAGGACAACCGCAAUUCGUUGCAUACCCUCCUCCCCCACACCCUGCGUCUCAGCCAUCAUCAUCAGCACCAGGGGGACAGCCGAUGCGGGUAGUCCAGCAGCACGUUCUUCCUUCGUCACAUACUGCUCAGCAGCAACAGCUACAGCAACACCAGCAGCACCAUCACCAGCAACACUCACAUCACCAGCGAGCCCAACAGCACACGGGGGCCGAUCACAAAGAAGUCCUCUCUAGAUAUAUUCAUGAGAAGGAUCAAAGUGCACGCGAGAGACGAUCAUCUCACUACGACCACCCCGGCCGCCGAUCAUCGAGUGCGGCUAGCGGGACCAACAGCAGCGGUACAUCACGUUCAGCGCGAAUAGGCCCGCCGCCUCCUGCGUAUCCUCACCCCAAUCCAUCACCGCAACAACCACAUCAGCAUCCCGUACCCUCCACGUCACCACCGCCUCGGAUGGAAGCGCAGUCACCUGCACCCACCGUACCAUCAAUUUCGCCGUCGAACCGGAUACCGACCAAACGAACAAGUGCGUGGCUGGAUGUGGUGAUGGGAACAUCGGACUCACAAUUGCCGUCCCCUGAGGACGUUGGACAUAAACGGGCAAAAGGAUGACCAAAACAUCUUCUUGCGAAUAGGUUUCGGGCCUCCUCGCGGUUAUUUUAUUCACAAUUCACAGGUCAUGUGAACCAAAUGUAAUGCAUCUUAGUGUAAUGAAUGGACAAUCAGGGGUGGAAUGUAAAGUUGUUUUUUUUGUGCUGGAUUGGAUGGUAACUUGGAGGUUCAAAAAGAGAUUGUAAUCUUUAUUUGGGGGUACACCGAGGGCAUUGUAUUGCUUUCUGGGCGAUAAAUUCGUUUAAGCCCUUGUGGCCUUGUUCGGUUUUGUGGGAUAGUAGUGGUUGUUGCUUUCUUGCUUUUGGUUCCAUGUCUAUAGCCUUUACUGUAAAGAUACUUUGGCCGGGGUGUUUUCUCCUUCGUUUACUGCUUGGCGCGGGCAGAACCGUCACUACCAGCUGCAAUUCAUACGUUACGAUACGAUACGAUACGGAUUAAUCCGGUUAAUCAUAUCACAUAAUCAGAACCCCCAUCUAUCACUCAGAUUGGUGUGGCAUGCUAAAUGUUUUUUUUUUAAACUGCGGUGAGGUGCAUGCCGAAGGUCUAUAAAAGGGGACCUGCUCCCUCUUCCCUCUUGUUUCUUUAUCCCUCGACUCGCAAGCAUCUGCCCAACGCUCAUCGCGACCCACAUUGCAACCUCAUUGCGACUUGGUCAAUCAUGAGCAUGCAGAUGUGGUGGUGUUGAGGACCUCGACUGCCCGACAGCAACAGCAAUCAGAACCAGCCACAGCCUCGGAUUCAGCAAAGCUGCUAUUAUGCUGCCACAUUAGUUGAGCUUGGUUGCCUUGUCACUGAAAAUCCCCCAGCUUGCGACGCUGCCCAGUCAAUUCGCUCCUGGAUGCAAGACUCUGGCUUCAAUGCCAUCAAAGAGUUCUGGAUCAAGGCCUAGUAGGGACCGUGUGUGGUGGUGGGCAGUUAUCCGGUUAGAACCAACCGUUACGAAUUGCGUGUAUAAUUGCCUAGUAGUAGCUUAGUUAGCUUUUCCGAACCAGUUGUCGCUGGUUUAUUCCCUGGUGUAUUGUGUAGUGACAUUUGUUAUUGCCAAUACACUAC